Molecule: messenger RNA, 1200 nt
Organism: Nannizzia gypsea CBS 118893
Lineage: Eukaryota; Fungi; Ascomycota; Eurotiomycetes; Onygenales; Arthrodermataceae
Product: alpha-methylacyl-CoA racemase
Exons: 2
Coding region: 1-1200 (399 amino acids)
Molecular function (GO): catalytic activity
Source: RefSeq, a predicted model, not a curated record
AUGGCAAGCUUCUCUCCACCAUUGCAGGGCAUACGGGUGGUCGAGCUCGCUGGUUUAGCCCCUGGUCCAUUUGCGGGUCUGAUGCUCAGCGACUAUGGCGCCUCUGUUGUUCGAAUCGAUCGACCGCAUCCCAAUGCUCAUUCGCAAUCAAAGCCCCUCCCGCCUCCUACAUUCGACGCACUCACACGACACAAAACAUCCAUCAGUCUCGAUCUCAAGAACCCUGCUUCAAAGGCCGUUUUGCUCUCCUUACUAUCAAAAGCCGAUGUCCUGAUCGAUCCUUACCGCCCUGGCGUCCUGGAGAAGCUAGGACUAUGUCCCACCACUGUGCUACUGAAGCAUAACCCCCGCCUUAUCAUUGCGCGCAUGACUGGCUUUCGACGCGAUGGGAAGUACAAGGACAUGGCAGGUCAUGAUAUAAACUAUAUAGCUGUUUCAGGAGCUCUAUCCCUCCUAGGCCGAGCAGGGGAGAAGCCGUAUGCACCUGGAAACAUUCUCGGAGAUUUCGCUGGCGGCGGCGCAGUUUGUUUCCAGGGGAUAUUACUUGCGCUUCUUGCCCGCCAAACCACAGGAAGGGGACAGGUGGUCAAUGCCAACAUGGUCGAUGGGUCAGCUUACUUGGCUACAUUCCCCCGCUUGGCGAGGCAGACUCCAAUGUGGGAUGGGUCGAGAGGGAGUAAUGUUCUCGACGGCGGGUGUCCGUACUACGACACGUACGAGACCAAGGAUAAAGGGAGGUAUUUUGCCGUGGGAGCGCUGGAGCCACAGUUCUAUUCUGCGCUGCUGGAUGGGCUGGGUCUAAGGGAGGAAGAGGUGUUUCCUGUUGGUUCGAGUAUGGCGAGGGAAGAUAAGGAGAAUUGGCCGUUCAUGCGAGCUGUGUUUGAGAAGAGGUUCAAGCAAAAGACCCGUAGCGAAUGGGAGGCUAUAUUUGACGGGACAGAUGCCUGUGCUACACCUGUGCUUACCAUGGAUGAGCUUGAAGAGGCAGGGUAUGACCAGAGGCCUGUUGUAGGGUUGUCGGACACGCCUGGGCUAGCCAUCGAGCCUGAUGACGGUGGAUGGAGCGGGGGCGGUAUUCAUCCUGGCUCUGGGGGCGAGGAGACAUUGAGAAACUGGCUUGGAUGGCAGGCUGGACGGGACUAUCAAGUGCACAACGGAGCCCUUGUUAAAGUUAAGGUUGUUGCCCGGACGAAGCUCUGA